GGCUGGUCGGGUUCCGGUGUCGUGGGCCCUUGCAUACCGCCUCUUCUUCCGUCCUCCUUUGCUCGUGGUAGUGGUUGUCUUGGUUACGGCGCCUAACGGUCCCCGGCGAUUCCUUUUUGUGGGGUUGCACCCUGAGCUGCUGACUGAAGGAGCCUUCGGUUCCUGGAAGAGUCGGGGUGGUGGCAGGUCCACCCGUGCAUUGACGCUUUUGAGAAGAUUAAAUUAGGAGAGAAAACUGGCCCAUAAUAAAAGAUGUCUCGAAAACUUCCUACGGAGCUCAAAAAAAUAAAUAUCUCCAGUUCUCUGGAAUCUGAAGAUAUUAGCUUAGAAACAACAAUUCCUACAGAUGAUAUUUCCUCGUCAGAAGAGCGAGAGGGUAAAAUGAAAAUAACCAGGCAGCUAAUUCAACGCAAAGAACUACUUCAUAAUAUUCAAUUACUGAAAAUAGAACUAUCCCAGAAAAAUAUGAUGAUUGACAAUUUGAAAGUCGAUUAUCUUACAAAGAUUGAAGAAUUAGAGGAGAAACUGAAUGAUGCACUUCACCAGAAGCAGCUACUUACUUUGAGAUUAGACAACCAAUUGACUUUUCAACAGAAGGAUGCCAGAAAAUACCAAGAACUAAUGAAACAAGAAAUGGAAACCAUUUUAUUGAGGCAGAAGCAACUAGAAGAGACAAAUCAUCAGCUAAGAGAGAAAGCUGGAGAUAUUCGUCGAAACCUACGUGAUUUUGAGUUGACAGAAGAGCAAUACACGAAGCUAAAAACUUUUCCUGAAGAUCAGCUUUCCAUUCCUGAAUAUGUAUCUAUUCGUUUCUAUGAACUAGUAAAUCCGUUAAGAAAGGAAAUUUAUGAACUACAUGUGAAAAAGAAUGACCUAUCAGAAGAAUUAAGUACAAAUAAAGUCCAAUUGAAGCAAUUGACAGAGACAUAUGAAGAAGAUCGAAGAAAUUACUCAGAACUUCAAAUUCGAUGUCAACGUUUGGCCUUAGAAUUAGCAGACACAAAGCAGUUAAUUCAACAAGGUGACUACCGUCAAGAGAAUUAUGAUAAAGUCAAGAGUGAACGUGAUGCACUAGAACAGGAAGUAUUCGAGUUGAGGAGAAAACAUGAGAUACUUGAAGCCUCUCACAUAACUCAAGCUAAAGAAAGAAAUGAAUUAUCAAAAGAGGUGGCCACCUUACAGCAGACAGUAACUUUACUUCAAAAGGAUAAAGAGUAUCUCAAUCGCCAAAACAUGGAGUUGAGUGUGCGCUGUGCCCAUGAAGAGGAUCGCCUUGAAAGACUUCAGGCUCAACUUGAAGAAACCAAAAAGGCUAGAGAAGAGAUGUAUGAAAAAUAUGUAACAUCCAGAGACCAUUAUAAAACAGAAUAUGAAAAUAAACUACAGAAUGAACUAGAACAAAUCAGAUUGAAAACUCAUCAGGAAAUUGAACAGCUUCGAAGUGCCUCUAAGGAAAUGUAUGAACGAGAAAACAGAAAUUUUCGAGAAGCAAGGGAUAAUGCUGUGGCUGAAAAGGACCGAGCAGUAAUGGCCGAAAAGGAUGCUUUAGAAAAACAUGACCAGCUCUUAGACAGGUACAGAGAACUACAACUUAGUACUGAAAGCAAAGUAACAGAAUUUCUCCAUCAAACUAAAUUAAAGUCUUUUGAAAGUGAGCGUGUUCAACUUCUACAAGAAGAAACUCUAAGAAAUCUUACACAGUGUCAGCUGGAAUGUGAAAAAUAUCAGAAAAAAUUGGAGGUUUUAACUAAAGAAUUUUAUAGUCUCCAAACCUCCUCUGAAAAACGCAUUACUGAACUUCAAGCACAGAAUUCUGAGCACCAGGCAAGGCUAGACAUUUAUGAGAAAUUGGAAAAAGAGCUAGAUGAAGUAAUAAUGCAAACAGCAGAAAUUGAAAAUGAAGAUGAGGCUGAGAGGAUUCUUUUUUCCUAUGGCUAUGGUGCUAAUGUUCCCACAACAGCCAAAAGACGACUAAAGCAAAGUGUCCACUUGGCAAGAAGAGUUCUUCAGUUAGAAAAACAAAACUCAUUGAUUUUAAAAGAUCUUGGACAUCAAAAGGACCAAGUAACACAGCUUUCACAAGAGCUUGACAGAGCCAAUUCGAUGUUAAACCAGACGCAACAGCCUUACAGAUACCUCAUUGAAUCAGUACGUCAAAGAGAUUCCAAGAUUGAUUCAUUGAUGAAGUGUAUAGCACAACUUGAGAAAGAUGUCAGCAACUUAAAUAAAGAAAAGUCAGCUUUACUACAGAUGAAGAAUCAAAUGGCACUAGAUUUAGAACAACUUCUAAAUCAUCGUGAGGAAUUGGCAGCAAUGAAACAGAUUCUCAUUAGUAUGCGUAGUAAACAAUCUGAAAACAACUUACUUCUUACUAAAACAGAAUCAAAAAAUCUGACAAAAAAUGAGACAUCAAAGACUUUGAAAAUGCCUAAAGAACAUGAAGACAAUAUAUUUAUACCCAAGCCAACACUCUUUACUAAAAAGGAAGCACCUGAAUGGUCUAAGAAACAAAAGAUGAAGACCUAGUGUUUUCUGCUGCUGGGGACCAAACCCAAGGCUUCCUGCUAGGCAAGCGCUGUACCACUGAGCCAAACCCACAGCCAAAACCUGAGGAUGUUUUGGAUUGACUAUGUGGAUAUAUCAUUAUUUACUCCUGAAGUUCUUUUUCUGAUGAGAAAGAAGUUCAUCUUAAUAAUGUACUUGGAAUUUUUUUAAAUAAGUGAUUUAAU
This is a messenger RNA of Urocitellus parryii (Arctic ground squirrel), 2729 nucleotides long. It is a transcript of the gene Pibf1, whose product is annotated as progesterone immunomodulatory binding factor 1. Gene Ontology annotation, cellular component: microtubule organizing center. Lineage: Eukaryota; Metazoa; Chordata; Mammalia; Rodentia; Sciuridae. The record is from RefSeq and is a predicted model, not a curated record. Gene Ontology annotation, biological process: cilium assembly.